UACACCAAUUCCAACGACAAAUUUUUCUGUCAAAUAAAGAAACUCACCAAAGAAACGCAAUUCUCUCGGAAUAGAUAAUCACACCCCACCAAUAUAUAUCUUGUGGCAAGAGGUUUAUGAAUGCAUGUUAGGAGGCAGUACUGCACAGAUUAAUCAUGAGUCUUCCACAAACUGCAACUAGCCCUCCUCCACAUCUGUAUCCACAGGAACUUCAGCUGAAGCUUUACCAAACCUUCAUAUUCUCAAUUCCAAUACUCUUCUCCAUCAUUCUCUUUCUCUUGUUUUACUUGUUCUACCUCAAGAGAAGGGCUUCCUCUCUCUCUUCCACUCCUCACUUGCUUCCUAGGACCAUUGCCAAUCCACCCACCACCUCUCCCUAUCAUUCCUCACCUUGUCGUUUGGAUCUGACCCUCCAUUUCCUGGAUAAACUUCCAAGAAUUUUGUUUGAUGAGGAUUUGCUAGCAAGGGAUUCACUAUGUUGUGUAUGCCUGGGGGAAUUUGAGCUGAAGGAAGAGUUGGUACAGAUACCUUAUUGCAAGCACGUGUUCCACUUGGAAUGCAUACAUCAUUGGCUGCAAUCAAACAGCACUUGUCCACUUUGUAGAUGUUCCAUCAUCCCCACUACCAAGUUCCUCAACCCAGCACCGCCUAUUAACAUUAUAUCAACAGACCCACCCCAGCAGCAUGGUGCUAUCAUUUCGGACUUCCCAUUACAAAUUCUAUCAUUGCCACCUCAGUCACAAGACCAUCAAGAAGUUGUUGGUGCUUCCUCAAAUGCUGCUAAUUUGUCAAGGGAAUGAUACACAUUAAUUAGCUAGGUUGAUUAUAAUAAUGGUCAUUAAUUAAUUUCAAUCAAGAGGAGUAUUCAGCUACACAUCAAGACCAUGGAGUAGUUGUUUACAUUUUAUGAUAUCAAAAUUUUCUUUUGCCCUUUUAUUAAUUUCUACAUUGGAAUAUUCAGCCAGUUUGUGGAAUGUACUACUAUAACACAGCUUCUCCUGUCAAUUGUCAUGACCUUUCUGGAUUGGCUAUUCAAUAACCCCAAUUGCAACAAGUUGUGGUUUUUCUUUUCCAAGAUACGAGAAAGUGUAAAAGUGUAACUAAUUCAGAGUAGCAAUAAAAAGAGAUCAAGUGUAUUAUUCAGUACUA
Messenger RNA from Glycine soja, 1149 nucleotides. Its product is annotated as probable E3 ubiquitin-protein ligase RHA4A. The transcript is spliced from 4 exons. The record is from RefSeq and is a predicted model, not a curated record. Bases 156 to 800 code for a protein of 214 amino acids. NCBI's taxonomy places the organism in Eukaryota, Viridiplantae, Streptophyta, Magnoliopsida, Fabales, Fabaceae.